Cryptococcus amylolentus CBS 6039 is the source of this 1419-nucleotide messenger RNA. RefSeq lists its product as hypothetical. Bases 142 to 1149 code for a protein of 335 amino acids. Gene Ontology annotation, molecular function: 3-beta-hydroxy-Delta5-steroid dehydrogenase (NAD+) activity. The record is from RefSeq and is a predicted model, not a curated record. The transcript is spliced from 7 exons. NCBI's taxonomy places the organism in Eukaryota, Fungi, Basidiomycota, Tremellomycetes, Tremellales, Cryptococcaceae. Gene Ontology annotation, biological process: steroid biosynthetic process.
CAGAGGUGGAGGUGGACCACCCUGAGGUGGAGGACCAAAUACCGCUUUCACAUAUAUAUACAGCGAGCUCGACAAAAUGCCCUCCAUCCGCCCACCACUCUUCAUCCACUCAAACAUACACCACCACAAGCUAUAACAACCAUGCCUACUGUAUUGCUCACCGGCAUCACCGGCUUCCUCGCCGCCCACGUCGCACUCUCCUUUCUCAGACACGACUGGACAGUCCACGGCACCCUCCGCUCCGAAUCCAAACGCUCCGCCGUGGAGGCCAUCCCCGAAUACGCCCCCUACCUCGCGUCGGGCAAACUCAAGCUCUUCACCGUCGGUCCUCUCGAAUCUGCCGAUUAUGAAGAGGCGAUCAAGGGUGUGGAGGCGGUGGUGCAUACUGCUUCGCCGGUAGAGUUUGGGAAUGAGGGGUUCAGGGAGAAGCAUUUGGGGCCGGCUUUGGAGGGGACGAAGGGGGUUUUGGAAGCUGUCGCCCGAGAAGCCAGCGUCAAGUCUGUUGUUUAUACUAGUACCUUUGGUGCUGUGGGCCAACACAGGUCUCACCCGACCGAGCUCAAAGGCCGCGUCAUCACCGAAGACGACUGGAACCCAUACACCCUCGAAGAGCUCGACGCUAUCGCCGCCGCCAACAAGUCCGACAACCCAAACCACCCGCCCGGUGUCUUGUUCUACAUGGGCAGCAAGAAAUACGCCGAGCUCGCCGCGUGGGACGCGCAGAAGGCCGCUCGAGCCCAAGGCGCGGAGUGGAGUUUGGCGGCUAUAAACUGUGUUAUGAUUUUUGGUCCUCCUAUCCAACCACUUACGUCGCUGAGCAAUGGCGGCAUGUCAACCGAAUGCCUCUGGAUGCUCGCAGGCGGCCCAGAGACGGGGGUUAUGGAAGCUGCUUUCCCUUACUAUGUUGAUGUCAGGGACGCUGCCGAAGCGCAUUACCAAGCUGCCGUCGAACAUGCGCAGGGGAGGUUCAUCCUGUCUGCUCGUGCCUACGAUUUCCAAGAAGUCGCCGACAAGCUCCGCCACCUCUACCCCGCCCAAGCAGGCCGUUUCGCACAAGGUACCCCAGGCAAGUAUAUGUACAAGGACCCUGGGAUUUAUGAGCUUUCAAAUGAGAAGAGUCGGAAGGAGCUUGGUAUUCAGUGUGAGUAGCAUCGUGCGUCUGGGGGAAAUAUGAAGGCUGAUACAAAUAUAUAACUAGACCGAGCGAAGGAUGAGACGAUCAAAGACGCUUUCGAUAGGUUUUUCGAGCUCGAGCAGCAGGGGUUGAAGUAGGGCGUUCGCUCUCAGACUUUUUUGCUUUGAGAUCAAGAGACUCGUCGUGUUUGGUGACUGUGGAUGGGGCUGUAUGAUGAGGUGGCUUUGAUGCUCGAAUGAUGGGUCUCGCUUUUUUAUAUUCUGAAUGAAGGUUGUGCUUUAUGA